GUUCCUCUGUGUGGAUUUUUGAAGCAGGUGUGCUGGGUGGGAGGUGUGGCCUGUGAGGGGAGAUCUGGAGUCACUGGUGACAUUAGAAUUCAGCAGGAGAAGCUCUGAAAAGUUUUGACUGUUUAAGUGGAAUUAAAAUCUUUAAAUAUGUGCAGGCCGAACACGUUGCAGCUUGUGCACGUUGCCAUGCUGUGGUUCUACCUUCUCCUCCCCUCACUGCUCUGUGACAACCUGCUCUGCUACUACAGCCCCGUCCUGGAGAAGGACAAGACAUCUGAGCUCAUUGUGACGGAGUGCCCUUCUGACGAGCUGUGCUACAAGGCAGAUGGUCGCUAUGGCAACCACAGUGCCCUGUCGGCCAGGGGCUGCAUGGCAAAACAGGACUGCAGCCAGGUGCACAGCGUCCGCCACAAAGGAACCGUCUACACCAUGAGCUAUGCCUGCUGUGAUACACCACACUGUAACUCCUGCCCGGGGGUCGCAACCACAUCCCUCUACAUCACUGUUACACUUCUGACUGUAGCUGUGAUGGCCGGCAGCUUGUGACCGAAGACACCUGAUGCGCUAUGUUCACUAGAAUCUUUAGAGGUUCAUCUCAAAGGGGAAGAUGCUUUUGUAGUUCAAUACCAAGUGAGCAGUGCUCUGUAGCUUCAGCAUGGAGUAAUGCUGAUGGUCUACAGAAGUAUGUGGUGAACACCCAGCCUGAAGACACUGAGGUGUGCACCAAGCUAAAGGCAGAGAUUUCAACAUGUUGUUUUAUAUCUUGGUGACAAAAAUAUGUUUUUAUAAAUGUUUUAAUGUCUUUAAAUAAAUAUUUGAAUAAGAAAUUA
Molecule: messenger RNA, 830 nt
Organism: Epinephelus lanceolatus (giant grouper)
Lineage: Eukaryota; Metazoa; Chordata; Actinopteri; Perciformes; Serranidae
Gene: bncr
Product: bouncer
Biological process (GO): sperm-egg recognition
Cellular component (GO): membrane
Source: RefSeq, a predicted model, not a curated record